CGGGAAGAAGAAGACGAACAAGAAGUGUACCUCUGCCCUGCCUCUGCCUACCCCGACAUUGCUGGUAUCAGCCACGCUCUACUUAACAUUAACGUUUCAAACAGUCCCGAGGAAAAAUUAUGUUUGAAAAUUUCAGAGGAAAACUUCAGACGGUUCAGCAGGAUUUCACUACAAGUAUGAAGACCUUAGGGGAUAAGUCUAAAGAUUCCAAAGUCAAGAGGAGACCAAGGUUUGAAGAAAACAUUCCUCAGUUCACUGCUGGAUUGGAGCUCCUCAGCAGGUAUGAGGAGAGCUGGGUUCUGCUCCAUAAAAGAGCUAAAGAUUGUGCUCAGACUGCGGAGGCCGUGGACAGGGAGGUGGUGAUGCUGUCAGUUCACUGGGAGAGGAGGAGAGCAGCAGUGACACAACUACAGGAGCAGCUACAGACCAUGCCAGGUUUCAUCAGCGAACUCAAUGCUAUCACAACUAGGAUAGCCCAUUUGGAAGGUGACUUUGAGGAAAUGGAGAGCAGGCUGGUUUACCUGGAGACUCUGUGUUGCCAGUGUGAACAGCAGAGAUUUAAACAAUAUCAAAUAAACCAGCUGGACAACUAUAAGAAGAAGAAGAGGAGGGAGCUGGAGGCCCUAAAGGUGGAGCUGGACUCUGAACAUGCCCAGAAGGUGGCUGAGCUGGAGCAUGCCACACAGCAGAAACUGAAGGAUCGACAGAAAAUCUAUGAAAAAGCUUUUAACCAAGACAUGGAACAUUAUCUGUCUACUGGAUACCUACAGCUCAGAGAUGUACAGCCAACAGGAGGUCAGCUGUGUUCUCUAGAUCAGUUGACAAUAACUGAUGUGUCAGAUCAAGAGGCGCUGGAUAAGUUCCUCAGCUCCACAAGUGACGACAUCAGUGCUGCAUCAUCACUAACCUCAGGUCCAGACCUUGAGUCUUGGCCAUCUGAAUCUCCAAGAAGCUCACUGAGCCAAGGCCUGCCCACAGACAGCCAGCUAGCUAACCAGAGUGCAGCAAGAGGGCAAGAGGAGGAGGUGGCAAGUGAAGAUAGUGAUGAGCCUUUGGUCCAAUCAGACGAGGAGGAUGUUCAAGUAGAUAUGUCAUUGGUUGUUCUACCAGAGGUUGGUCCAGCGAGAAGCUCUGAUGAGAGUGACUCUGCUGGUGACCUGCGCUCAGGGUAGCCAGGCAUCCUGUUUAGCAACCAGCUUUCAUAAAUAGAAGCUGACAACUUCUACCCACUGGAUGAUGAAACAGCUACACAGUGCCACCCUUGGUGAAACCACCAACUAGUGACUAUCAUCUCUUAGUUAUGUAGCAUUACCUAAUAUCUCCCCUGAUCAAUGUAACCAUUACCACCUCUGUUCAAGACAAGUUAUUGGAAUGUGACCUUUGCUUUUUGCUUUCAGUGGAGAUCAAAUGCACCAUCUUGAGCCAAGACAGGAUAUUUUUUCUCAGUGCAUUUAGUAUGGAUCAGCCCCUCUGUAGAAAGGUGAUUUGUCAAAAUUCUUAAGGAAAAAGUCGCCUACAGAAGCUUUAACGCUGUAGUAUGCUACAUUUAAUAUAAAAUUCCAGCUGUCUUAUCAGCCUUAUCUUUAAUUAAGUUGGGCUGCAAUAAAGAACAGCAACCUCACCCCCCGAUUGAGAAGCUAUAGAUUUAAAAAUGUAAAAAUUUUAACCAAAUGAAACUCUUGUGUUCUUGUGUAAAUGUGUAUGCAGCGAGGCAGCACUCUAUUGUAUGUCUCUAUUUAAACUUGUUUGUUUACAUAUUAGACAAGAUCAGCCUCUGCCUCUCUGUCACUCUAUUGUUUUGAAAUAGAAAUCAACACUGUGUCUUAUAAAGUUUAUAUGAAUGAUUUUUUUGGUUUCAUGCCAGGAGAUCCAUGGACCUUUCCAUAUGGGAUCACAAGACACAUAGAAACAAUAGUACAUAUUAAACUAGAAUUCCAGCAUUCACUAUUCAGAAAGCAAACAGUUAAGUUAAUAAAGCAUCAUUCCCUACUGCAUACACGAUUCCAUACAGCAAAAGGAUAAUAUACAGCACAUUACUUGUUAAUGUCCAUGCUUUUUCCAACAUGUCUGCAAAUACAAGCUGUCACAAAGACUUUUCUUUAUUUCAUUGUAUUCAAGUUAAAAUUGUGAUGGUUCUUGACCUGAUCAAAUAAAAUUUUCCUUAAAUCAUAAA
Myripristis murdjan (pinecone soldierfish) is the source of this 2173-nucleotide messenger RNA. Its product is annotated as dysbindin-A-like. The record is from RefSeq and is a predicted model, not a curated record. Lineage: Eukaryota; Metazoa; Chordata; Actinopteri; Holocentriformes; Holocentridae. Gene Ontology annotation, cellular component: neuron projection; plasma membrane; cytoplasm. The transcript is spliced from 10 exons. Gene Ontology annotation, biological process: platelet dense granule organization; regulation of synaptic vesicle exocytosis; negative regulation of protein kinase activity. Bases 120 to 1172 code for a protein of 350 amino acids.